AUGGGUACCCCAGUUAUGUUCUCUCCAGCAUGCUUGCAACACCCAGAAUUGGCCUUCCUUCGAGAGAGAGAAGAGGGGGAAAUGAUGAUUCAGGAAUCGAUGGACAUGAACAUUAGAUUCGCCGGGAUGAAUAAUAGGGUGUGGCAGGUGGAACAGCAGGGGAAAGAGGAAUCGUCAAGUUCGAGGGAUUCGAUGAGGUUUGUGACAUUGGGAGGAAAGCCAGGGUACCCAGGGGAAUCGACGGUGAGGAACUGGUUCAAGAUUGAGAGCAUGAGCGAGAGUACCCCAAUGUAUAAGAUUGUUUACUGCCCCAAUGUGUGCGAGUCUUGCCAAGUGAUGUGCGGGAAUGUUGGGAUCACCAAGAGGAACGGCAACCGAUGGCUGUCGGUGUCGGAGCACAGUGAGUUCCCCUUCGUCUUCAUCAGAGCCCAGACACAACAGUAG
Molecule: messenger RNA, 444 nt
Organism: Telopea speciosissima
Lineage: Eukaryota; Viridiplantae; Streptophyta; Magnoliopsida; Proteales; Proteaceae
Product: miraculin-like
Exons: 1
Coding region: 1-444 (147 amino acids)
Molecular function (GO): endopeptidase inhibitor activity
Source: RefSeq, a predicted model, not a curated record